Lycium ferocissimum is the source of this 3951-nucleotide messenger RNA. RefSeq lists its product as uncharacterized. Lineage: Eukaryota; Viridiplantae; Streptophyta; Magnoliopsida; Solanales; Solanaceae. The record is from RefSeq and is a predicted model, not a curated record. The coding region runs from base 412 to 3750 and encodes 1112 amino acids. The transcript has 5 exons.
AGCGGGAAGUAAUAGAAUACACGCAUAAAGUGCUUUCUUCACCCUCUUUCUCUCUCUACAAAAAAACCCAGCUCCAAAUCCCCCAACGCUCAAACAAACAAACGAAAAAAAAAAAAAAAACUCUUACACUUCUUGUUGUUCUUCAAUUUUAAUGGAAUGUUACUGGAGUUGCGUUUGCCUACUUUGUAUUUCUUUGUUACAAGCAUUUACUGCUCUAGCUAGCUAGUAGCAGUAGUAAUAGUUGUUAACUAGUGUGUGUUUUACUCUCUCUCUCUCUCUCUAGUUAAAGGUACUACUGCUACUACUGUUACUCUUACUAGCUUUCUCUCUCUACAACUAUUUAUUCUUCGUAAUUGUUGAUUUUUCUAUGUUUGUAGACGAUUUUUGUUGUAGUUUUCAGGUAGAUAAAGCAUGCCGGCAGUGUCGAUUGAUGGUUUCUCUAUCAGGGAGUUUACUGCGAAGAUGAGGAGUGUGGACGUGGUGAAAUGCUGGCCGUUCGAUGAUUCGACGAACGAAGAUCAUAUGAGAGCUAUUUUACCUCCAAUUACCGUUAAGAAAUUCAACUGGUGGCUUGAUGUUCUUGAUUCUAGUAAAAUUAAGUCUGUUAAGGGCAAAACAAGGGUUCAGAAGAAGAGGUCUAUUGUUGAUAUUUUUGCUGUAGCGCCACAAGUGGAAAGACUCGAUGGUGACGAUGAUUAUUAUGACGAUGAUGAGGAGGACGAUGAGGAUAAUAAUCACGACAUAUCUAAUGAAGGGAAAAAUGACAUUAGAAAUCGUAAAAGCAAGAGAAAAACGAAGAAGAAGAAGAAGAAAACGAUUGCGAGCAAGUUGAAGGAGGUAAAGAAGACGAUAAAGAAGGAUAAGGAUAAUAAGAGGUUUAAGCAAAAGAAGAAAGUGAAUAGUAGUUGCUUGGAUCUACUAAUACGAAAUAAGGAGAAAUUGGACAAGCUCAAAGUGCCCAAUUCUUUUUCAAAACCAAGUUGUUCACAGCAUAGUAAGAAAUGCGAGAAUGACAUGGCAGAUUAUAGUCCUACCUACGGGAAGAAACCACAAAGGAAACAUCUAGCUUCAGAUAAGAAGACCAAAGGCCUAACUGAUUCGAAUUUCUCUGCAAAACACAAAAAGAUGGUGAAUCCAGUUUGUAGCAACCUCAAGAAAAGGACUAAACGAUUUCCAGUGGAAGACUCGACAGGUGGCAUUUUAUGUGGUCCUAAUGAUGCAAAUAUUUGCAGCAAUCAACAAAGCAACAAACUUGUCACCUCAGACGAGGCCACAGAGAAAGGAGAGGUUCUAUCCAUUGUAGAUGAGAAAGGAAUAAAGAAAUAUAUUCUGAGAACUACAGAAAAUGAGGUUACUGUUCUACCUGGAUCUCCAAAGAGGUUGUCCGUGGUGGGUAGUACAGCUGAUGCUCCUGGUUUACAUAGGCACAAUGACAGUACUAAAGAUAAUUCAUUUGAAUGCUGUGAUGUUUUCAAUCAAGUUUCUGAGGGGAAUGACAAUUUAAAAUUAUCCAGAAGAGACUAUGGGGUGGUAUCACAUGGUUCACAGUAUCUCUGCAAUCCUGAGUCUCUCCAUGUGCCUCAACAGAUGUAUAACCACCAAAAGAAUGACCAAAUAUUUGGAAGUCUAAUUAAUCCUUGUGUUGCUAAUGAGGGAUCACAUGACCAGUUAAAAUGUUCUCUACCUGAAGUUGCUAGAGUUUGCACCAUGCAUUCUGUCAAGGCAUAUCCUCAACAUUCAUCAGCUUAUGAAAAUGUGAACAGGAAGCCUGUUGUACUGCCAGAAACAAUCAUUGGAAAUUGCAGUGGUCAUUUCAUGCACUAUCAGCCACUCCCUCAAAUCUCCCCUCAAGAACUAACGUGCAAAAUAUGUUCUUUCCCUGAGUGGAAGCAAAGAGAAUCCAUGUGCGGAGAAAAGGGAAAUGAAAAAGACUAUGUUAGCUUGCCCCUCAACUCUCAAGGGGAAUUAAUUGAUCUGAACUCGAACAGUAAAAGAAAGUUGACUCAGCUGCCAAGCUCAAGGGGAAUUGCGGGCUCUUCCAGAGGAUUAGCUGUAAACAAUGCUGCACUCUCAAACAUGGACAAUCUCUCUGAUGCUAGAGGUUGGGAUAAACGAGCACCACCCACAGACCAGCUAAAAAGGUCCUCUGCAGAUGAUUCAGUGGAAUGGAGCCCUACUUUUCCCGUACCUUCAAGGUUAGGUAUCUAUGAGUAUGACGCUGGAAGAAAAAAUGUUGAGUUGGAUCCGCUAAAGGAAAAUGAGGAAGCUAUUACUCCUUUUGAGUUAGGUUACAGUGUCAGUAAUUUGUCCAACCAUAGAAGCAAGCAAAACGUUCAGGCCAAGCAACUUGAAACCAGCAGGAGUAAGCAAUAUGGGAAUUCUGACCAUGUCUCACUUCUUGUCACUCCAUCGAAAAUGCGUCUGAUGGGAAAAGAGUUUACAGUUGGUAGAAGAGAUUUUCGUGUACCACAGGAUAAAAGGAUUUGGACAGAUAAACAGAUCAUUGCCGAGAAUUUUUCUGCAGAGACUUACAACUACAAUUCAGUGGUUACAAAUCAUGAUCAACAAAAUCUCACCGUGCAUCCUGUGCUAGGAACACUGAAAGGCACGGUUGCUUGGUCUCCAAGUAUCCAAAUCAAUCAGGCCAUUCCAAGGCCUCGGGUUUGCCCCCCUCACUUCAGUCAAAUUGAUUCAGUGCAGCAAAAUUGUUUAGGUGCAAUCAAACAAAGCCCUUUCUCUCCUUAUAAUCAAAAACCAAACUUUGAGGAGCCUUUUACAGGUGGAUAUAAAUCUUUCACAAUCAGCCCUUACGCGCCUGUACCAACAUCAAUGCAUCAUUACUCCAGUCAGAAUGGGGGCUCGAGCUCUGUUGAUAUGAACAGUUCAAGCUGCGCCGUCAAUUUUCCUUUCUUGCGUCCAGAUUCUGGAAGGAAUUUCCGGCCAUCCUGGUCUCAGUUCUCUUCAGAAAGCACCCCAUGGUUUUCAGAUGCAAAAGAAAAGAAACUACUAAUGGAUUUUCAUGAAGUAUAUUCUACAUCUGACAGGAAACAUCAUUACUGCAGCAUUGCUGGGGAUAACCAUCAAGUUGACCCUUCGGUAUAUCUUGCAUCAGAGCGCUUCUUUUCUUUCACUCAGCGCCCUCAACCUGUAUUGGAGAAUCCAGUUUCUCCACCAUCUUUAGCUAACUAUCCCCCUAUGCCAUUCCAAAUAGGUUCCAGAGCUAAUGCUGGCACAAAUAAAAGACAUAGUGAUGUGACGAAGUUAAAAGAGAAGAUCAUAUCGGCUCCUUGUCUUAGAGACCCUGGCAGAAAGGGCAAAAAGAGGCCGUUAUCUACAUCAGACAAUUGUACAAAUGUGACAAAAAUCCCUUACUUAGGGUUUCAAGAAGAUCCUUCAGUUGUUUUAGCACCAUUAAAAAGCUAUUCCAAUUUUGAAGGUCAAUACAGCUGCAGACAAGCAUUUGAAUCAGGUUCAGUUAAAGGCAUGGAAAACAGUAUUGAGAGUGACCAAAGUGGAACAUCAGAGGCACGCCUUGAAUCUUUUAACGAUGAAGAUACUCUCAAAUUUGAAUGUCCUCUAGGAUCUGGUCCCAUUAGAUUAACAGCUGGAGCAAAGCAUGUGCUUAAGCCCUGCCAGUAUAAUGAUCAGAAGAACUUCAGGCCAACACAUUCAACUGUCCAAUUCGAUACAUCUACUGCUGGGAGCACGACUCUGGAAACUGAGAAAUCGACCAAGAUAUACAAGUUCUAGUGGAUGUUUUUUCUCUGCUCCGGUGGACCUGGAAUCAGAUAUAAAGUAGUCGAACCACGACGCUGCAGUUAACACGUUGACUUGUAAGAUUUACUAUUAAAUUAUGCUCUAAUUUUCAGGUGACUAUCUUUUGAUUCUGAUAUGACAUUUUAAUGUGGAUGCCUAACUUUUGACAUUCAUCAUUUGUGUGGGCCUUCAGUA